Messenger RNA from Dibothriocephalus latus, 375 nucleotides. NCBI's taxonomy places the organism in Eukaryota, Metazoa, Platyhelminthes, Cestoda, Diphyllobothriidea, Diphyllobothriidae. The record is from the annotation of a GenBank genome assembly.
AUGUUGGAACUUACAGUUGGCUUGGGUAACAUAAUCGUAUUAAUUAUCUUGUACACAGCUGGCCUAUUUCCCAUUCGCUGGACGGCACCUGAAGCUACCGGCUGCAAUUACUUCGCCGACUCCUCCGCCGACGUUUGGUCGUUUGGCGUCCUAAUGUACGAAGUCCUCACCUAUGGCGGCCUGCCCUAUGCCGAGAUACCUGAAGAUGAAAUACUGGCGUAUCUGAAGAAUGGUAACCGACUGCCGAACCCAUGCAAACCAGAGUGGAGCCAAAGCGGGGCUCUGUACGGCGUGAUGCUGCGUUGCUGGGCUGCCGAGCCGAAGGAGCGACCUACCUUUAAGGCGCUUAAACAGGAGCAACUUUUUUCCAACUGA